Messenger RNA from Procambarus clarkii (red swamp crayfish), 2553 nucleotides. The record is from RefSeq and is a predicted model, not a curated record. NCBI's taxonomy places the organism in Eukaryota, Metazoa, Arthropoda, Malacostraca, Decapoda, Cambaridae.
AUGUUUUGCUCCGAAGAAAGGUCGACCUUUCAUAAUACAGGUGAACUGAUGGACAACACCUGCAGCAGUCAUCAACCUGCAGCAGUCAUCAACCUGCAGCAGUCAUCAACCUGCAGCAGUCAUCAACCUGUAACAGUCAUCAACCUGCAGCAGUCAUCAACCUGCAGCAGUCAUCAACCUGCAGCAGUCAUCAACCUGCAACAGUCAUCAACCUGCAGCAGUCAUCAACCUGCAGCAGUCAUCAACCUGCAGCAGUCAUCAACCUGUAACAGUCAUCAACCUGCAGCAGUCAUCAACCUGCAGCAGUCAUCAACCUGCAGCAGUCAUCAACCUGUAACAGUCAUCAACCUGCAGCAGUCAUCAACCUGUAACAGUCAUCAACCUGCAGCAGUCAUCAACCUGCAGCAGUCAUCAACCUGCAGCAGUCAUCAACCUGUAACAGUCAUCAACCUGCAGCAGUCAUCAACCUGUAACAGUCAUCAACCUGCAGCAGUUAUCAACCUGCAGCAGUCAUCAACCUGUAACAGUCAUCAACCUGCAGCAGUCAUCAACCUGCAGCAGUCAUCAACCUGCAGCAGUCAUCAACCUGUAACAGUCAUCAACCUGCAGCAGUCAUCAACCUGUAACAGUCAUAAACCUGUAACAGUCAUCAACCUGCAGCAGUCAUCAACCUGCAGCAGUCAUCAACCUGUAGCAGUCAUCAACCUGCAGCUGUCAUCAACCUGUAACAGUCAUCAACCUGUAACAGUCAUCAACCUGCAGCAGUCAUCAACCUGCAGCAGUCAUCAACCUGUAACAGUCAUCAACCUGCAGCAGUCAUCAACCUGCAGCAGUCAUCAACCUGCAGCAGUCAUCAACCUGCAUCAUCAACCUGCAGCAGUCAUCAACCUGCAGCAGUCAUCAACCUGCAGCAGUCAUCAACCUGCAGCAGUCAUCAACCUGCAGCAGUCAUCAACCUGCAGCAGUCAUCAACCUGUAACAUUCAUCAACCUGCAGCAGUCAUCAACCUGCAACAGUCAUCAACCUGCAGCAGUCAUCAACCUGCAACAGUCAUCAACCUGUAACAGUCAUCAACCUGCAGCAGUCAUCAAUCUGCAGCAGUCAUCAACCUGCAGCAGUCAUCAACCUGUAGCAGUCAUCAACCUGCAGCAGUCAUCAAGCUGCAGCAGUCAUCAACCUGCAGCAGUCAUCAACCUGCAGCAGUCAUCAACCUCAGUCAUCAACCUGCAGCAGUCAUCAACCUGUAACAGUCAUCAACCUGUAACAGUCAUCAACCUGCAGCAGUCAUCAACCUGUAGCAGUCAUCAACCUGUAGCAGUCAUCAACCUGCAGCAGUCAUCAACCUGCAGCAGUCAUCAACCUGCAGCAGUCAUCCACCUGCAGCAGUCAUCAACCUGCAGCAGUCAUCAACCUGCAGCAGUCAUCAACCUGCAGCAGUCAUCAACCUGCAGCAGUCAUCAACCUGCAGCAGUCAUCAACCUGCAGCAGUCAUCAACCUGCAGCAGUCAUCAACCUGUAACAGUCAUCAACCUGCAGCAGUCAUCAACCUGCAGCAGUCAUCAACCUGCAACAGUCAUCAACCUGCAACAGUCAUCAACCUGCAGCAGUCAUCAACUGCAGCAGUCAUCAACCUGCAGCAGUCAUCAACCUGCAGCAGUCAUCAACCUGCAGCAGUCAUCAACCUGCAGCAGUCAUCAACCUGCAGCAGUCAUCAACCUGCAGCAGUCAUCAACCUGCAGCAGUCAUCAACCUGCAGCAGUCAUCAACCUGCAGCAGUCAUCAACCUGCAGCAGUCAUCAACCUGCAGCAGUCAUCAACCUGCAGCAGUCAUCAACCUGCAGCAGUUAUCAACCUGCAGCAGUCAUCAACCUGCAGCAGUCAUCAACCUGCAGCAGUCAUCAACCUGCAUCAGUCAUCAACCUGCAACAGUCAUCAACCUGCAGCAGUCAUCAACCUGUAACAGUCAUCAACCUGCAGCAGUCAUCAACCUGCAGCAGUCAUCAACCUGCAGCAGUCAUCAACCUGCAGCAGUCAUCAACCUGCAGCAGUCAUCAACCUGCAGCAGUCAUCAACCUGCAGCAGUCAUCAACCUGUAACAGUCAUCAACCUGCAGCAGUCAUCAACCUGCAGCAGUCAUCAACCUGCAGCAGUCAUCAACCUGCAGCAGUCAUCAACCUGCAGCAGUCAUCAACUGCAGCAGUCUAUACAUCAACCAGACGAUUGGAUCCUAUAAAUAAGGAAAAUAUAGGAUUGGAUCCUAUAAAUAAGGAAACUAUAGGAUUGGAUCCUAUAAAUAAGGAAAAUAUAGGAUUGGAUCCUAUAAAUAAGGAAAAUAUAGGAUUGGAUACUAUAAAUAAGGAAACUAUAGGAUUGGAUCCUAUAAAUAAGGAAAAUAUAGGAUUGGAUACUAUAAAUAAGGAAACUAUAGGAUUGGAUCCUAUAAAUAAGGAAAAUAUAGGAUUGGAUCGUAUAAAUAAGGAAAAUAUAGGAUUGGAUACUAUAAAUAAGGAAACUAUAGGAUUGGAUCCUAUAAAUAAGGAAAAUAUAGGAUUG